AUGAUGCUUCUCCUCCCAGCUCCACCCAUCGCUGCAUCUCAGUGGGCUCUGCAUGCCGUGCCUGCAUUACUUCCAGUUGCCAAGACGUGGCCAAGCUCCUCACGAACAUUCCGUUCCCCAGUGGCGGUGAGCCAGGUAGCAGCUCUCAUCGAAUCGGACAGGGUAAUUCAUCUCAAUGUGCCCCAAGCUCCAAACACUCCAAACACCUCGCCUGAGUGGCUGCAGCGUCUCCAAGCGAGAGCUACCCGUUUAUCUCGCCUUGCAGCACGUGGAAUUUCCAUUGCCCAGCAGCUACAGGCUUGUCUAUGGAAUGCCCCCAACAACGCUGAUUGA
Molecule: messenger RNA, 333 nt
Organism: Trichoderma atroviride IMI 206040
Lineage: Eukaryota; Fungi; Ascomycota; Sordariomycetes; Hypocreales; Hypocreaceae
Source: RefSeq, a predicted model, not a curated record